This is a messenger RNA of Adineta steineri, 303 nucleotides long. The record is from the annotation of a GenBank genome assembly. Lineage: Eukaryota; Metazoa; Rotifera; Eurotatoria; Adinetida; Adinetidae.
AUGGCGAAUUCAACAGAUUCAUUAAUUGUAUACAUGUCAGCUAUACGUGAUGGAAGACAUAAAGAUGCUGUAAAAAUCGUCACCAACAUCAUUAACAAAACGAUCAAGAAAGAAGAUUUAAUCGAAUGUUUUCGGCUUCGUAUUGAUGCUGCAAAUGAAGAUGGAGAUUAUGAUCUAGUCGCUCGUGAUUGUCAAGAAUUGAUACAAUUAGGUUUUAAUUUCGAUGAAGAUACACACUUAUCUUUAAUAAAACUAGAUGGUGCUACGAUAUCAAGACAGUCUUCGUUCAAAAGAAAAAAAUAA